UCCGGCAGAGGGGCGCGCUGCUGCGCUCUCCGUUUUAUACAUUUAUGUCUUUAUGACGCACGUAGGACAGCGACAGCUGCGUCCUGCCGCCGAAGCCUACUGCCGCCGUCGCGGCCGAUGACGACGACCGAGGAGCACCUGCGCUGCUAGGGCGGCUCGAACCGACGCUUCACCGUAUCUGUCGCGCUUCGAGCGACGAUCCAAGCAGCGCCCAGCGGAGACAACCGGCCGACGCGGGAUUCGCUUUCGGCGGGGAAUUCCCUGCGCGCGCUGCAGCCCGGAGGUCCGACGACCAACCGAACCCUCCUCCCCAUCCUCUCUCUCUCUCUUUCAUUGAAACCUCGCGUUACCGUCCGGUCGCUGGAAACCACGUCUGGAAUUGCUGACUGACGUGCACAGCGGUUACGACAACCGCGUCGGCUACUACUGCUGUUGCCACAACGCCAUCGUCGCCACCAACAGCGCAUCCUCCCGCAGCCAUGAGUGCCAGCGACAAGCAGCAGCUGCUGCGGGCCCGCGUCCGCUACCCGUCCUACCUGAACGUGCUGCUGUUCUCGGGCACCAUGGCCGCCUGCCUGGGCGUGGUCCUCUGCUCGUACCACCUGGUGUACGCGGCCGACCCCACCGUCUGGAUCACGGGGCUCGCCUCGUUCGGCGUGGGCGUGGCGCUGGCGCUGCUGGCACUCGCGCUGCUCGCCGCGUCGCUGCUGUGCAAGCGGCCGACGCUCGAGGCCUCGUGGAUGCCGCACAGCGUGUCGCCGUACGAGGAGGACUUCGGCACCGACUACUACUUCGGCGACGCCGACGACGCCGGCCGCGUGUACCGGCCCACGACGUACGCGGCGCCCAAGAUCCUCGUCUCCAACCCGCUGGCAGCGCCCGUGGCCGCGAGCAUGUACCGACUCGUGUACGGCGGGGACGCCAAGUGAAGGACGACGUGACUUUGGGCUUAGCUGGCCGUUCACGAACGUCUAGAUGCGGCGCGUAAAACGAGGAACGUACAAGGAAGACAUUGCAAGUGAUUGCACCUAAGAAGGCUUAAUUCUUUAGUAAUGACAACUUGAUUUGUUUGAGUUAGAUCAUUCUGAAAGUGUAUUGAAGCUGUGAGAAGGAACAAGCACCGAAGGCAUAAACAACGGGGCUAUAGCGCUAGUCCCGUUGUGCGUGGCUUCUGUCCUCGUCUGAUCGCCCUGCUUCGAUGUGCAUUCAACGAAUUUGAUUAUAUCGGAGUUAUCGAAGAGGAUUUUAUCGGCAGGCUUGGUGAGCAGUGUGUAGGCGGCCCUUCUGUCGUUCUUCUUGACGGAGAAAAAGCAUUCAUGCGCAUUGUGUGAGCCAUGCUGUUCUCUAUAGAUGUGCUCCCUCCGACGAGUAAGAAGCAGAUAGAAAUCAGCGCUGUCUAUAUUUAACUUCUUGCUACGCCCUCGUUUUAUGGGCGGUUAUUACGUGAUCGUGAAAAACGCCGCUGCCUCCAGAUUUUUAACCGAGGGAGUGCUGGUGAUUCGCUGAUAAUGGGAGUAACUGCUUCGUCUUAAGCAGUUUCGAUUUUUACGUCAUCUUUAUAGCAGUCCAUCGUGAAAGAGUAUUCAUAACCCGAUGGCGCAUGCCCAAGUGUUGUAAGCGUAGGCUCCCACAGGGGGAAUUGAGUACUCCCGAAAGGGAGUCAAAUGUGGGACAAGCAGUUACUUCCACGUAAAGGUGUUGCCAGUACUCCAUUGUCUAUUUUCAGUGAGGCAGCUGCGGCCGUCGAUGAUAGACUGUGAAUAGGGUCUGGGCAACUGAUUUUUGUCUCUCUCCUCGAGAGUCCUAGGAAAGGCGUUUGUCGUUAUUCCCUUCGUCCCAACGGUUCUACCAAAGCGCCUUUGAUGUCGCGAUGCGGUGGUCGCAACAUGCAAAUGUGUGGCGCGGUUUUCUGACGUGUCUCUUGUUUGCGUUUUAGAAAUAUGUCUCAAUUAUACAUCACUUUCUUUCUUUGUACUGCGAUACAUAACAACAAUAUAGAAAGGUGCACCGAAAGAGGUACACUCAUGACAUAUUCCUGAGGACAGCGCAGGGUCACUCAGUAGAGUGAGAAUCGUGUUCUUUCUCUUGAAAUGAUGCGCUUCUUCCUUUCACAGUCAAGGUAUUUUAGAUAAGGGUGGCGAAAAAUUUGCCGACAUUUUCAAUACCAUUGAAGUUAAUCAAUCCCUCAAGUUAUCGAGAGCCCCAGUGCCGGUCACGGUGGCACCACGCAGACCGGGCGCGAGUACUUCUUGAGGGUGCUUUACAAGCACCUCUCACGCGUCCUGCUCUCCACUAUAUAAAGCGUCAUUGCAUGUUUCACACCUUCGUAGGCAUGUAUUUUUGUUACACUCCACACUCCUACUAUAGCAUUACACCCUCUGUGGUAUAAACAUUGCUACUCACAGCGUAAUGGUUUAUAUAGUCAUCAUCCUCUCGAGCAUUUUAUUUGCUUUAGUCAUCAGGCAAACGUUCGUUGUAAAUUGUGCAACGUUGCUUUCGGCCAGUUAUAAAGCGCUGUAAAUUCCAAGCGAUUACGUAGAUCAAUGUCAUAUUCUAUCAUCGUGAAGGAUCGCCUGCAAAGGCGAUGUAUAAGCAGUCCGUCAAUUGACGGGAACGCACGAGUCUAACGACGUCAGCGUCAAUAUCAACGAGUAUCAACAAGCUCCAAAAGUACUGAAAUUCUUGCGACUGUGCACACUAUUCGUAGAAUACGUUAGACCUAUUUUGAUCAACCAAAACAAUAAUCAUCAUCACUUAAGUGCCCAGCUCUAUUUAUCUCGCUUUCUUGGACUUAACGUCGUUCUUGUAAUCUUCAGCGCAGGAAUAACACCGUGCACACAACAAUAAAUAAAAGGAAAGCAUUACACUUUGAAGUAUUGCUGCAUGAAAGUACUAAAGCUGGUAUGAAAGCAGCACUGCAUGGUUAAGUAUUGCAGUUAUACGUAGGUUACGUAUUGCAGGAUCUGAACAGUUCAUGAUUCUAGCCAUUGAACAACAUUACAACAUUAUCUUCCCGUGCAUAAGAGCAGGUUUGGUAAUCGGAAUAGUAUGCUGCGAGAUAUUCAGCAUUUUGUCACUUCCCGCAGUCCGUGAACUUCCACCGUCGACUGUUGCGUUAGCAGUGCUGACAAUGGGCUCAAAAGAAACAAAAAACACAGACUUGUCUUGCGCUGUUUUUUUUUUCUCAGUCCUACGUUUCUUUCUUUACGUUACAAGUAUAAUGUGGUUAAGAAGUUGUCGGCAACCGUUUAGAUUCCAAUGGUCAUUUGGUGGGCUCAGCGUUGAAACGAACUAAGAGAAGAUUCUGCGGGUGCUUUUUUUUUUUUUUUAAACCUAGUCACGCUGUGUAUACAGCAUAUAGCGAGACAUGGACAUAUCACUUGAUUAACGUUGCAUGACUUCGCAAGUGCCUUAUUAAGCUGAUUUUGACAGACGAUGCUACGCUCUAUGCCCGUUUAGUUCGUGCAACAUUCGGUCAAGGGUUUAGGAAGUUAUUUAUUUGCCAUAUUUCUUGGGUAUCGUUCAGUUGCAGAAUCCUACCUUCCAGGAAGAAAAAACUGCCACAUAAAAAGCACUACGCGCCACUUUCGAUCGAACUUGUGAGCAGCGCAGCUUCAGUGAGCAGCUGCGGUGGUGUCGAUAUGCUUAGUGUGCAUUUGCUUCCGCUCAGUGUCUUGCCAAAUAAAAAAGAAAUUUUCAUCUUUUUCAAAAA
This is a messenger RNA of Dermacentor andersoni, 3712 nucleotides long. RefSeq lists its product as uncharacterized. Lineage: Eukaryota; Metazoa; Arthropoda; Arachnida; Ixodida; Ixodidae. The record is from RefSeq and is a predicted model, not a curated record.